AGCUAAGCAAUCAUCAAGCUGUUAUCGAAAGAAGAUUUAUGUUUUUUCCCCUUAGGAUCUCAGAAAAUCUGUGGAUUAUGAGGGAAUUUGGAGUGAAGAAUAUGUACUGCAGUGGAGGAUUUUACUCUGCUGCACCGUGAUGUCUCCACUACCAGUUCACUCCUCUGUGCCAUGUACAUUUAGGAGCCAUCUUCCAUAUGGAAGCAGAGUCAGUGAGUGCCAGGGAGCAAAUCUGGCUAUCUUCUAAUAGAGUGAGGUUUAGGUAGGAGGCUGGAAUGAGGCAGGGAAGGGAUCUAGAGCUAAAGUAGUAGAGAAGGGGGAACAUGAGAAUAAAAAAAUGAUAGAAUGAGCUUUUUUUGGUUAUUGUUGGCAAAUAUGGGUCAGCAUUUUAGAACUAUCUUGUACUGUUGCAUGGUCUUGCCUUAUUCUCAUCUUCAGUAACGGGUAGGAAGGGAUUCCACUUCUGAAAUUUAGUUUGGGGAUCCUAAUGGGCUUGGAGAUUAUACUAGACCAUUUAAAGGCUUUAUUCCGUUUCAUACAAUGCUGAAACUUGUCUUUUCUUAGCAUUAUAUAAGUUUAAAAAUAUAAAUUAAUGGUUUCAGACCUAUGCUAAUCCACUUUCUGGUUAUGAAUAGUAGAAUCAAAAUGGACACGUUUCUUUGCUGCCUCAGGGGGAGCAGUGGACACUCAGAAAGGCACUUAUUUGUGCACAGACCUGGGAGAAAACAUCAGUAUUUUUUCACAAAUCUUAACUGGGGGAAAAAAAAAAGUACUUUCUGCAUAAAUUAGAUAAUAGAAAAUCAUGACUAACUCUUGAACACAAAGCUUAUUACUUGCUAUUGACAAGACUGUGGUUAGAUAUUUUAACAUCUUUUUUUCAACGUAAGUGUCUUUCCUAGGAGAAAUAAAACAAAGGGCAUGAUCUAGUAGGAACCUGUAUUUCUGCUUAAAUAGUUUAAGGGAAUGUUACUGCCUUCUCAGCUGAAUGUUAAGUUUUCCCAGCUGAGAUGUUAUAACUGGGUGUGUAUUCCUUAUAUACUUUAGUACAACAAGACUAAAUUCAUGUUAAUAAUUGCAAAAAUCAUACUGAAAGUUAUGUCAGUGAACUAUGCAGUGCAGUAAUGUUAGGUCCUGCCUAAAUAUGCAGUACAUAUUCCUAUUUGAGGAUGGUAUUUUCUUAAAUGUCCCCAAGAGGGUAGCAGACUUUUGCCUCGUGUCCAUGGAACACAAUGGUUGACAUUGCCAGGUAUCUCUUAAUUUGAUUGUGUUUUUAGGGGGGAAAAAAAUACUAUGUCAAUACUCCAAUAAAGACUUGCAGCAUCAUUCUAGAGAAGGAGGCCUGAUGGGAAGUGGUGUCAAUCACUUUUUGCCUGCAGAAAUGUUCAAAGUCUUUUUUUGUGGUUGGCUUUUUCCCUCUAAAUGCCAUUAGAAGGGGCAGUCAGGUUUGAAACCUAUAAUACGUGAUUUCUGAUGAUGAGUCGAAAGUCUUGCUGCAUAAAUUUCCUAGACCUCUGUAGAAUGCAAAUGUUUUCUCUUCUUAUAGAUGUGUUAAGUCUGUGUGAUUGCAAAGACAGAAUCCUAAACCUGAAAUGUGUUCAAGUGUAGCAGCUUAUUCCUAAUUCUGCUGAUGACAAAAAUCCUGUGCUGCUGAUUAGUAAAAUGAAAAAAAUUAAUUUCCUUAAUUGUCAUUGCUGCUAAUUAGGAGUUUUUUGAUGGCGAAACACAGAGGAAAAGCUGGUGGCAUUUGGGGAAAAUGCUCAGGAAAUGGUGAAGAUUGAGGGUUGGAUUGGUUGGAUUUCUGUUGUUCACACCUUGCUAGCACAGGUGAUUUUGAAAAAAAUUCCCCAAGAUGUAUUUUUAAGCAUAUCAACACAUAUGAGUGAUAAUCUCUGGCAGAGAGAUGCUUGUGAAUAUUUUGGAAUGGUUGUCUCUUUCCAUUGGCACAGAUCAUUUUGAAGGAGAACAGCUGUCUGCAGCCUGGCCAUGAAUUGGCCAGCUUUAUCCUGCAAAUAUUUGAACAAAUUAAUGAGGCUGAUGGAGGUGUGAAGGGAUGUGAACCCUGGUGGACGCAGCUGGUGAUGCAUUGGUUAUGGAUGCAGCUGUUCUGAUAAGACUGAGUAUUUUCAAUGUAUUUGUCAAUAAUCACAAAUAUGCUCUAAGCUGAACUGUAAUUCAACUUUCAGAAAUAAAACAAACAGGCCUCUCUUGUUAGAUAUACUGAAGUGGGUUUUUGGUUUUGGUUGUUUGUUUUUUUCUUUUUUUUUUUUUUUGGCAUAGUUUCUACUUAGUAAGAGGCCUCUCAAACAGGAGGUGGUUGAGAAUGAUGAAUGGCUUGAACAUUUCAGGAUAGUACUUGGGUUGUUAUAUUUUCCUUUCUUGCAGAGUUUUGGAAGGAAGAAGUGAGCCAACUUCUCAAGAUUGCCCUUCUGCAUAGCACAUUUUUGUGUCAGUUGAGGAAGUUCACCAUCCUGGGCUGUUCACCUUUCUGUGCUCCUAGAUGAGCACUCUGAGCAGCUGUAGUUCAUGAUCCAGUAUUUAAACUUUUGAAGCCAUGGGAGUAAAGGUCCAGAGACCUCGUUGCUUUUUUGACAUAGCCAUCAACAAUGUACCGGCUGGAAGAGUGGUCUUUGAACUGUUUUCAGAUGUGUGUCCAAAGACAUGUGAGAAUUUUCGCUGCCUUUGCACAGGUGAAAAGGGUACAGGAAAAUCCACCCAAAAGCCAUUGCAUUACAAAAGUUGUCUGUUUCACAGGGUUGUGAAAGAUUUUAUGAUCCAAGGAGGCGACUUCAGUGAAGGAAAUGGCAGGGGAGGAGAAUCCAUUUAUGGUGGCUUUUUUGAAGAUGAAAGCUUUGCUGUAAAGCACAACAAAGAAUUUCUCCUUUCAAUGGCCAACCGAGGGAAAGACACAAAUGGUUCACAGUUCUUUAUAACAACUAAACCUACACCUCACUUAGAUGGACAUCAUGUUGUUUUUGGACAAGUCAUCUCAGGUCAGGAAGUUGUGAGAGAAAUAGAAAACCAGAAAACAGAUGCAUCUAGUAAACCAUAUGCUGAAGUACGCAUACUGAGUUGUGGAGAGUUAAUUCCAAAAUCCAAAGCCAAGAAAGAAGAAAAGAAAAGACACAAGUCGUCUUCCUCAUCCAGUGACUCGGAAAGUUCAAGUGAUUCAGAAUCAUCUUCUGAUUCAACAUCAGAUUCUGAGAGUGCUUCAGAAGAGAAAUCUAAAAAACGAAAAAAGAAACACAAGAAAAAUUCCAAAAAACAUAAGAAAGAAAAGAAGAAGAGAAAGAAAAGCAAGAAAAGUUCAUCCAGUGAAAGUGAAGAUGAAAACCCUGAAGCACAGCCAUUAUCUACUGUCCGUCCUGAAGAAAUUCCUCCUGUACCUGAAAACAGGUUCCUGAUGAGGAAAAGUCCUCCUAAAGUAGAUGAGAAAGAAAAAGAGAGGAAAAGCAGAGAGAAGGAAAGAGAAAGUAAUCUAUCGAAUUCACAGUCAACAUACCAGAGGAGGCUGUUAGUGACCAGAUCUGGAAGAAAAAUAAAAGGAAGAGGACCAAGGCGUUAUCGGACACCUUCCAGAUCCAGGUCAAGAGAUCGAUUCCGACGCAGUGAAACUCCUCCACAUUGGAGGCAAGAAAUGCAAAGAGCUCAAAGAAUGAGAGUGUCUAGUGGAGAAAGAUGGAUAAAAGGGGACAAGAGUGAAAUAAAUGAAAACAAGAAAGAUAAUCAAAAAAGCCCAGGAAGAGGAAAAGAGAGAAAAAUAUCAGACCACAGACAAGUUUCUGAAAGUCCAAGCAGAAGAGGGGAAAAAGAGAAGAAAAAAGAUCACAAAUCCAGCAGUAAAGACAGGGAGACAAGAAGGAAUUCGGAAAAAGAUGACAAGCAUAGCAAAAGCAAGGCCAAGAGAAGAGCUAAAUCUAGAAGCCAUAGUAAAAGCCGAGAGAAAUCAAAAAGUAAAGAAAGAGACUCUAAGCACAGUAGACACGAUGAAAAGAGAGUACGGUCACGAAGCAAAGAGAGAGACCAUGAGAAAGGUAGAGAAAAAGAAAAACGCUAUGAUUCUAGAGGGAGAGAUAAAGAAAGGAGUAGGAGCAAGGAAAGAAGUAAAAGGACGGGCUCAAGAAGUAAUGAACAAGACCAUAGGAAAAGUAAAGACAGGGAGAAACGUAAGUCAAGAAGCAAAGAGCGUGAGCAUGCUAGAGGAAAACAUAGUUCCAGCAGUAGAACAAGGGAUCGAAGCAAAAGCCGAGAUAGGGGUAGGAGAGGAAGAUCGAGAAGCAGAGACAGAGACCGCAGUAGAAGUAAAGACUAUUCCAGAAAUAGAGACCGAGAAGCAAGAAGAAGAGGAAGGUCGAGAAGCAGAGAAAGGAGAGGUACACCAGAUAAAUACAGAGGAAGAGAAAACAGGAGGAGGAGAGAAUCAAGGAGCUCAGAGAGGGAGGAAAGUCAAAGCAGAAAUAGGGAGAGGUAUUCAAACAGAGAAAGUAGAAGCUCAUAUAAGAGGAAUGAUACUGAAAGCCAAAGGAAGAGGCGUUCAAAGAGCCAUGAAAGUAGCAGUCCUGAAUCCAGUAAAGAUAGGAAGUCUAGUAGAGAUCAGGAUAGAAGUCCAGACUCAAAGAAGAGACAGAGUAGCAAAGAGAGAGAAUCAAAAAAAUCAUAUUCACGCAGCAGUAAAGAGAAGGAAAAGACCAGAUCCUCAGCAGAAAAAGAAAUAAACCAAAAAUCAAAGAGUCAGGAAAGAGAUCAUGCCCCUAGUAAGGAUAAAAAGUCUGAUCAUGAAACAAGUCCUGGAACAGAUGACGACAGGCACGGAUGAGUUUGUGGACUUAAUGUUUCCGUUGUCUCAAAGUUUUAGAGACAUUUUGGGGAACGCCUUUUUUUAAGAUGUGGACUUCAGUUUGGUCUUUUGAUAAUCUAAAAUCUGGAUCAUUUGUACUGCUAAAGUUUUAAUAAACUUGAAAUGAAAAAGAAUUAUAUGUGUAAUACAGUGUGCUGUGUUUUAAAUAUUUCAUUGGUUUAUGUAUCCUUCUUAUGUGUUGGCAGCUAGAACGGUAACUUCUGUGCCGCAUUUAUUUUUUACCUGAUGAACUUAGUUUAGUGCAAACAAUGGCUGCCUGUGAAGAAGCUUGCUUCAUGUGUGAAGAAGAAAGCUGCAAGUAUACUCCAUGUCAUCUUAAAGAUAGGAGAAUUUUGCAAGGUGUCCAUCAUUCCAGUGUUGCU
Egretta garzetta (little egret) is the source of this 5217-nucleotide messenger RNA. RefSeq names its product peptidylprolyl isomerase G (gene PPIG). The record is from RefSeq and is a predicted model, not a curated record. The coding region runs from base 2552 to 4813 and encodes 753 amino acids. The transcript has 14 exons. Gene Ontology annotation, biological process: protein folding; protein peptidyl-prolyl isomerization. Gene Ontology annotation, cellular component: nucleus. Gene Ontology annotation, molecular function: peptidyl-prolyl cis-trans isomerase activity. NCBI's taxonomy places the organism in Eukaryota, Metazoa, Chordata, Aves, Pelecaniformes, Ardeidae.